AUGUAUGACAGAAAUGAUCGUACAAUUUGUGAUGCUCUCGAGGCAGUGGCUCAUGUGAUGGCUCAAAAGAAUAACCCACCUACAUUCAAGGGAAGGUAUAAUCCUGAAGGUGCCCAGACUUGGAUUCAGAAGAUUGAGAAGAUAUUCAGAGUCAUGGCAUCUACAAAUGCUUAUAAGAGUGAGUUUUUGGACAAGUAUUUUCCAGCUGAUGUUCGUAGCCAUAAGGAGAUCGAGUUCUUGGAGCUGAAGCAGAGCAACAUUUAUGUGAUUGACUAUGCAUCCAAGUUCGAGGAGCUACCCAAAUAUUGUCUGCACUAUAAUGGUGUAAAUGUUGAAGGUUCCAAGUCUGUGAAGUUUGAGAAUGCGUUGCAUCAGAAGAUCAAACAGUUUAUUGAUUACUAA
Molecule: messenger RNA, 402 nt
Organism: Lathyrus oleraceus (garden pea)
Lineage: Eukaryota; Viridiplantae; Streptophyta; Magnoliopsida; Fabales; Fabaceae
Exons: 3
Coding region: 1-402 (133 amino acids)
Source: RefSeq, a predicted model, not a curated record